CAGCGUCGUCAUGUCGGGGCAGACAGAUGUCGUCAACUCUCUGGUCUCUCAGGUCUGAAGAGGAGGAGGAGGAACCAUCGAAAUCUCAACUCCUGGAACCGACUGAUUGACUGACGGUAGCUGGAUAUUUACUUUACCCAAAGAUGUACGCAGGUCAGGGCAGAAGGACUCACUCUUUUAACGACCUGUCACACUAUUUAGCGGCAGCGCAGUAGCUGAAAGUUGAGUUUUCUCCCUCUGUGUCUCCCGGAGAAGAAGUACAAGGAGCUCCUGAUCCGUUCGAUCCGUGUUGGACUAAACUCCCAACAUCCAUGCUCGGCCCGGCGAGGACGGGAACUACGGGGGAUGUGAUUUUUUCUUGUUGUUCAGUUUUUAAGAGCAGCGACGAGGGGAAAAGCGAGCUCUCUAACUCCCCUCAUGGUUUACAGCUAAAGUCGCGAGGUGUGUUUGAGCCGAAGUUAUGAAAAUGACCGGAGCCAUGGAAACUUCUUUCAAACUGGCUUUGAAGAAACCGCCCUCCCUGCGGACCGCAGAGGACCUCCACUCCAUCUACUGCCACCUCUACCACAUGGACGUCCUCUCUCACCUCAGGGAACAUCAGCUAAGGUCGAUGUGUACCUCGGCGAGGUACGAGAGACUCGAGGCCAACCAUAUCCUGUUCUACCCGGACAGCGUCGCUACCUGUUGGUACAUCCUGCUCUCUGGAUCGGUCUUCGUCAAGGAGCACAUGUACCUGGCAAGAUGUUGCUUUGGCAAGCAGCUCGGGGGCAGGCGAGGCUGUGAAUGCAUCACUUUGGAGCCGUCAGAAAUGAUUGUGGUGGAUAACAGCAGCGAGGGGGACGACAGCUUUCUGCAGAGAGAGGGAUCCCAGCGCAGGUCCAGGCGGCGCUUCAGGAGGGUCAACCCCAGAGGAGAGCGGGAGCUUAUCACUGACGGCCAGGAGCCCACCGGCUACAGCACGCUGCCCGCAGACCUCAAUAAGAUGCAUCUGACAGACCACGCCCACCAGCAGGUGAUGCACAUGCCUCCCAGCCAGUCGGGAUGCAGCAUCGCCAGCGACUCGGGGAGCAGCAGCCUAUCGGAUAUUUAUCAGGCCACAGAGAGCGAGCUGGGAGACGUGGACCUCUCCGGACUUCCGGAGGCUGCGGUGGACAGUGAGGAAGAGGAGGAGGAAGACGAGGACCUGGAGAGAGCUUCGGACACGCUCCUGGGCCGAGAUCUCGUACGAGAGUGUCUGGAAAAGGACCCGGCGGACCGCAACGAUGACGACAUUGAGCAACUACUGGAGUUCAUGCACCAACUGCCCGCCUUUGCCAACAUGACCAUGUCGGUGCGGCGAGACCUGUGCAGCGUCAUGGUGUUCGAGGUGGUGGAGCAGGCCGGCACGGUCAUACUGCACGACAAACAAGAGCUGGACCUGUGGUAUGUUAUUCUGAACGGGGCCGUCGAGAUCAGCCGUGCCGAGGGCAGAAUGGAGAUGCUGUGCAUGGGCAACAGUUUUGGGAUCUCGCCGUCGCUGGAGAAGCAGUACAUGAACGGAGAGGUUCGCACCAAGGGGGACGACUGUCAGUUCGUCUGCAUCGCCCAGGAGGACUACUGGCGCAUCCUCAACCAUGUGGAGAAGAACAUGCACAAGGUGGAGGAGGAGGGAGAGAUCGUGAUGGUGAAGGAGCACCGCGAGCUCGACCGCAGCGGCACCAGGAAGGGACACAUUGUCAUCAAGGGAACCCCGGAGCGUCUGAUCAUGCACCUGGUGGAGGAGCCGUCCGUGGUUGACCCCACGUACAUCGAAGACUUCCUGCUCACCUACAGGACCUUCGUGUCCAAUCCCAUGGAGGUCGGCAAGAAGCUGCUGGAGUGGUUCCAGGUGGACACUCUUCGGGACACGGUAACCAGAAUAGUGCUGCUGUGGGUCAACAACCACUUCAAUGACUUUGAGGGCGACCCGGCCAUGACGCGGUUCUUGGAGGACUUUGAGAAGAAGCUCGAAACAACAAAAAUGAAGGGCCAUUUGCGGCUGCUGAACAUAGCGUGCGCCGCCAAGGCCAAGUGGCGACAGAUCACUCUGCAGAAGGCGUCCCGGGAAUCGGCACUCUUCUUCAGUGUUCAGGGUGGCAGCGAGAGAGGCUUCGGCGUCUUUGUGGAGUCGGUGGAGGAAGGGAGCAAAGCUGCGGAGGCCGGACUCAAGCGGGGAGAUCAGAUCAUGGAGAUCAACGGUCAGAACUUUGAAAACAUUUCUAUCUCGAAAGCUGUCGACAUCCUGAGAACCAACACGCAUCUCUCUCUCACAGUGAAAACCAACAUCUUUGUCUUCAAAGAGCUCCUCAGCAGGAUCAUACAUGAGAAGAAGAACGGCGGCCCUCACAUUCCCAAGAUCCAGGAGAAAAAAGGCAACCGCUUCUCCAUCCCGGACCUUCCUGGAGACAUGGAGUUCUCCACGGACCACAAGAGCACCAGGAAGAUGAAGGCCAACACCGUGUCAGGGGGACGCAACAAGAUCAGGAAGAUGCUGGAGAAGACCCGCUUCAGUAUUCUGCCUCCAAAGCCGUUCAGGGGCCUGUUUGGUGACGGCGGCAUGGGUCAGUCUCAAGACGACAGCAUCGUGGGCACCAAGCAGUGUCGACACAGUGUGGCCAUCAUGCCCAUCCCUGGCAACCUGUCGUCCAGCAGCCCCGACCUGCUGCAGCCGGCCACCAGCGUCCUCGACUUCUCCAACCCUGCAGCCCUGGGACUGUACUACAUCCCCGACCAGGUGAUUCGUGUGUUCAAGGCCGACCAGCAGAGCUGCUACAUCAUCAUCAGUAAGGACACGACGGCCAAGGAUGUAGUCACCCACACCGUCAACGAGUUCGGCCUCAUCGCCGCACCCGAGACUUACUCGCUGUGCGAGGUGUCCGUCAGCCCCGAGGGCGUCAUAAAGCAGCGGCGCCUGCCCGACCAGCUCUCCAAACUGGCCGAUCGAAUCCAGCUCAACGGCAGGUACUACCUGAAGAACAACAUGGAGACGGAGACGCUGUGCUCAGACGAGGACGCACAGGACCUUCUCAGGGAGAGUCAGAUCUCUUUGCUGCAGCUCAGCACCAUGGAGGUGGCAGCGCAGCUCUCCAUGAGAGACUUUGAGCUCUUCAGGAACAUCGAGUCCACAGAAUACGUGGACGACUUAUUCAAGCUGGACUCGUCGGUGGGGAGCGGCAAUCUGAAGCAGUUUGAGGAGGUGAUCAACCAGGAGACCUUCUGGGUCGCCACGGAGAUCCUGAAGGAGCCGAAUGCCCUGAAGAGGAUGAAGACCAUCAAGCACUUCAUUAAGAUCGCCCUGCACUGCAGAGAGUGCAAGAACUUCAACUCCAUGUUCGCUAUCAUCAGCGGCCUGAACUUGGCACCGGUGGCGAGGCUGCGCAGCUCGUGGGAAAAGUUGCCCAGUAAGUACGAGAAGCUGUCCGGGGACCUGCAGGACGUCUUUGACCCGUCCAGGAACAUGGCCAAGUACCGCAACAUCCUGAGCAGCCAGAGCAUGCAGCCUCCCAUCAUCCCGCUGUUCCCCGUGGUCAAGAAGGACCUCACCUUUUUACACGAAGGCAAUGACUCGAAUGUCGACGGUCUGGUGAACUUCGAGAAGCUGAGGAUGAUCGCCAAGGAGAUCCGUCACGUGGUGCGCAUGACGUCUGCGAACAUGGACCCUGCGCUCAUGUUCAGACAGAGGAAGAAGAGGUGGAAGAGUUUAGGGUCUCUGAGUCAGGGCAGCACCAACUCCAACAUGCUGGACGUGCAGGGCGGCGCCCACAAGAAGCGCGUGCGCCGCAGCUCGCUCCUCAACGCCAAGAAGCUGUACGAGGACGCACAGAUGGCCCGGAAGGUGAAGCAGUACCUGUCCAACCUGACGGUGGAGUCGGACGAGGAGAAACAUCAAAUUAUGUCGCUGCAGUGUGAGCCGGCCUACAGCACCUUGUCUAAGAAUUUGAGCGAGAGACGCUCGACCAAGUCAGACAUGUCUCCCGUGUCUCUGCGGUCGGCUUUGCCCUCGGGGAAAACACAAAACAGGGUUUCACAAGUCCUUCAGGUCCAGGUCCCGCUGAACCCACUGAGGAAGAAGAGCACGGCCAAGGACAUAGGCACACCCAACUCAAAUUCCCCUCAGGUGAUAAAGAAGCCUCCCGUGAGCUCGUCAGAGGAGUGGAGCAGCAAGAGACCGUCUGAUGACACCGUCUCCACCAUCUCCUCCCUUCACUCCAGCCCCACAGUCUCGCCUCAGGGUUCGCCGCGCAAAGUGGGAGGCGUGGCCAAGUCCCACAACUCCAGCCACAUGAACUUGUCGGGGUCUUCGUCCUCACUGACCAGCGACGCCAGCACAAAGGCCGGAACCGCCAGCUUGCGCAGCUAUGGCAUAGGUUACGCUCUCCUCCCACCCGGCAAAGCAGACAACCUGUCAGACUCCAGUCACAGCGAGAUCUCGUCCCGCUCUAGUAUCUGUUCCGUCGACUCUGUGGCGGCUCCCGGCCCCGACGACCGGUGUAACAGCAGCAGCAGCAGCAGCAGCAGAGUCUGUUCCACGACUGCUAAUGUUAACGCUGCCACUGCAAACACAGCGGCCGCUCCAGCUGUUGAGAGCACGGCAACAACAACAACAACAACACAUGCCGUGUUCAACACUGAUAACAGCCAGCCCAGCACAAGUUCUUCUUCAUCGGCGCGAGGAUACGUGACACGGGGCUCCACCUUCACCUCCUCCAUCUCGACAGAGGAGCUGACGCCGGACCACACCUCCCUGGACUCGGUGGCCGACAGCGGCCGCGGCAGCUGGACGUCCUGCUCCUCCAACUCCCACGACUCCUUCCAGAGCCUCCCCGUCUCCUCCUGCCGGCCCUGGGACCACGGCAUCCACGGACACCCGCUCUCCCUGCCGCACACGCACCUGGGCGGCUUCAAGCACACGCAGCUCGCCGGGCCGAUAGCGGAGGUCACGGCCGCGGGUCACACGGCGUGGGCGAGUGACGCCGCCGCCACCGCCAAGCAGAACGCCAGAGACUCCGGCUCAGACUUGUCCAAUCAGUCGCGGCAGAGCUGGGCCUCGUCCAGCUCGCUGUCGGACACGUAUGAGGGGAAUUACGGCACGGUAAAGCGGCGGAACACCUCAGAGCGCCCCUCCUCGCCGACCAACGAGGACGGAGGCCAAAGCACAGACCCUGCCUACAAAACCGUGACCUCAAGCACAGAGAAGGGCCUGAUAGUGUAUUGUAUCACCUCCCCCGCCAAGGAUGAGCGUUACCGAGCUCCCCCUCCCACUCCUCCAGGCUACCAGGGUCUGGCUCUGGGGGAUCUGGACCUCACGGACGGUGUAGUAGGUGGUCCAGGAAGUCCUCUGCCCAGACCUCCGCACCUUAAACCUCCAGACUACAGCGUGGCCUUGCAGAGGAGCAAACUUCUGCAGAGUCCCGGAGCGGCCGGCACUCUGGCGGAAGCGCGGAGGCUGGCGGGGAACCAUCACCUGCCCCAUCAAGAGGUGCGGACAGCGGGUUCUACGCAGAGCUACUCCAGACCGGCCAGUAUCUGCCUCCCACCAAAGGAGCUGGCUGACAGUGAGGAUGAUGAACAGGUAUCAGCGGUGUAAAGACGACGGUGCCGUCGCUCUCUCAUCACACAUCUCGUCACUCAUGAAUCAGGUCAUGUUGACCAGGCUUUGGACUGAAAAAAGACAAGACGGCGGCCUGUCGUCACCACGUGUUAGAGCACAUACUCCGAGCCCUGCGGUGACGCCGCCGUGGACCCGAUCCAGUGGCGUCAUAUACGGGAACUCUCUCUCCUCACUCACACACACACACACUCACACACUCACACCAUCGUCUCUUUUAAUGAAACAUUUCACACAACAAAGAAGAAAAGAAAGAUUUUAGAGACUUUUUUUUUUGUAGAAAACUCUUGAAAGGCAGCGUGACGGACUCGCGUCGCGGUAGAUGGACGAAUAAAAGAAGGAAAUGAGCGACAACAAGGAUGCCUCAUGAGAAGAAGUUGGAUAAACCAGACCACCACGUACCUCCACUUUGUGCUCAAAGCUCUCUCUCUCUCU
Solea solea (common sole) is the source of this 6061-nucleotide messenger RNA. RefSeq names its product rap guanine nucleotide exchange factor 6-like. Gene Ontology annotation, cellular component: endocytic vesicle; plasma membrane; apical plasma membrane. Lineage: Eukaryota; Metazoa; Chordata; Actinopteri; Pleuronectiformes; Soleidae. The record is from RefSeq and is a predicted model, not a curated record. Gene Ontology annotation, molecular function: protein binding; guanyl-nucleotide exchange factor activity. The transcript has 33 exons. Gene Ontology annotation, biological process: positive regulation of GTPase activity; Ras protein signal transduction; positive regulation of ERK1 and ERK2 cascade. The coding region runs from base 461 to 5605 and encodes 1714 amino acids.